AGGCUUGAACAACCAACUAAGGCCUCUUCAAAACCCCUUAAAUUAUCACAUAUAACAUCUCCAAUACUUGCAAAAUAGAAAAGAAAAAAAAAAAAAAAAGCAUGGUUAGUCCAUCCAAUAAUUCCCAUAAUUUUCCUCUAAAAUUCCUUUGUAGCUAUGGUGGCAAGAUUAUGCCCCGUCAAACCGAUGGAAAACUCCGGUAUUAUGGUGGCGAAACACGUGUCCUCUCCGUUGAUCGUUCCAUUUCAUUCACAGAGCUAUUAUUGAAGUUAGGGGAGAUGUCUGAAUCAUCAGUGAGUUUAAAGUGUCAGCUGCCAAAUGAAGAUCUAGAUGCACUUAUAUCGAUAACAUCUGACGAAGAUUUAGUCAAUCUCAUCGAAGAAUAUGAUCGUGUUUCAACAAUAUCAUCCUUUCUCAAGAUUAGGGCUUUCUUAUAUCCACCAAAAUCCACAAAAAAAGUUGUAUCUCCUACACCUUCCAUUUCUUCUACCUCAUCCACCAAUAGUACCACUAUUAGCAACCCCGAUGCCACGUCAUCACCAAGUUCAUUUUGUUCAACCGUUACUAGCCCUCCUGCGUCAACGAGGCAUCAUGAUUGUCCAAGACCAUAUAAGAAAGUGACACGAAAUUCUUUAGAUGAAACAAUUAAUGGGCGCAUACGUCAUAUUAGAACAAGAUCGUCACCGGUGAUGUUUCCUAUUUGUCCUGAGAAAGUCACGGCCAAGACUCCCCAAUAUGCUUAUCAUCAUAGUCAUGGGAAUAAUAGUAGCCAUAUUUAUUUGAUUCACCAUGGCAACCAUUGGCAAUAACACUUGAUAUUUUCUAUUGGACAAGGGCAAUAUUGGAACAUAUAUAUAUACUUUUUAUAUAGA
Molecule: messenger RNA, 872 nt
Organism: Solanum verrucosum
Lineage: Eukaryota; Viridiplantae; Streptophyta; Magnoliopsida; Solanales; Solanaceae
Exons: 2
Coding region: 102-809 (235 amino acids)
Molecular function (GO): protein binding
Source: RefSeq, a predicted model, not a curated record